UAAUAAGAGAGCUAUUGUGAAUUAUUUUCUAGGAGUAAAAUUUGAGUAGGAAAGGGGUGGUUUUUAACGAUAAAUUAAGUGAUGAAGGAAAAUGUAUCCUUUACAGCAAAAAAUACAGAGGAUAGUGGGCAAGAAGGGCCUAUUCGAUGUAUCUUUUUCUCUGAAUUUCAUCCAACGGCAGGUCCUAAAAUUACUUGUCAGGUACCAGACAAUUUUAUAUCAAAGGAUAUAUUCGAUAACGUCAGCGUGUAUAUUAUACCAAAAGCUCAGCUCCAAAGAAGUACAAUUACUGUCACCCUAAAAGAUUAUAAAAUAUUGGGAUUCCCUACGAAAAUUGACAAUAAAAAAUAUGCCAGAAAUGCAUUCUACUUUAACCUCUGUUUUGUUUGCGAUGCUGAAGCAAGAACAGUGCAUUAUGAACCAGUAGUAAAGAAAAUGUCAGACUUUUUGAUGGCAUUGGAGAUAGAGAAUUGCUUUUUAUCAGCCUCGGAUGAUAAGACACGGCUUUUAGAGAUGUUGCAGCAAGUAAUGCAAGAUUUAAAUAUGCAUAAAAUGUGUACUUUGACCGAAGGAACGAUGACAUCGCAUUUAAAAGUUGUAAGAUUAGCUCCAGAACCUAAACCAGUUUUUGAUCAUCAAGUACCAAUAUUUCUCGAAGGACGUGAAGCAUUUAGAAGCGAUCAGUGGGAUUUAACUACUCAGCAAGUGUUACCGUACAUCGAUGGCUUUAAUCACGUGUCACGUAUAGCAGCAGAGGCUGAUGUAGAAAAUAAUCUUGUUAAAAGUUGUGUGCAAAAUCUUGUAUAUUACGGAGUGGUUACACUUAUACCGAUAUUCCAGUAUAGUAAUGUUUAUGCUACGACACCAAAAUUAAAGGAACUAGCAGAAAAUUUACAAUUACAAGUACGCUGCAUAGAAUAUACAUCAAAGUCAACUAGGCAGCCAGCAUAUUUAAGAGAUAUCUAUCGAAUGUAUGCCUCGAUGACUCAUGGGAGCAGUAUGAGGGAUUUGUGUCAACGAUUGAAUCCUCAGAACUUAAGAAUUAAUGAGAGGAAGCUUAUACAAUUCGGACUAAUCGAGGGUUUAAUUCGUCGAGUAUACAAGUAUCCGAUUCUUUUGCCCGGCGGUUCAAGCGAAGAAGGCCGCAACAAUUCGAUUUAUAAGCAUUUCACCGGAGCUUUCAAUCUCGAUGAAAUAUGCUGUAAUACUGGACAGUCAGCAGCUCAGAUCGAAGAAAUUGUUGAGAGAGAUCCUAAUGUUGUGAUGUUGUGGAAGUGAUGAGUUAAUACAGUCAAAGGCACGGGAGGAGAGGAAAAAGUCCGAGCCGACUUUUAGCUUAAGAUAAUGGCCAGCUUCGCCACAUUCUGCAGCGGAUGAAGAUAAUGACUGUUCACUUACUUCACGCGCCUUGGGCAUAUUUGUCGAGUCUCUCUCUCUCUCUCUCUCUCUCUCUCUCUCUCU
Molecule: messenger RNA, 1461 nt
Organism: Ceratosolen solmsi marchali
Lineage: Eukaryota; Metazoa; Arthropoda; Insecta; Hymenoptera; Agaonidae
Gene: Nprl2
Product: Nitrogen permease regulator-like 2
Exons: 9
Coding region: 82-1278 (398 amino acids)
Biological process (GO): negative regulation of TORC1 signaling; cellular response to amino acid starvation; positive regulation of autophagy
Cellular component (GO): GATOR1 complex; vacuolar membrane
Molecular function (GO): GTPase activator activity
Source: RefSeq, a predicted model, not a curated record